AUGCUUGGCGCUCUUGCCCUUAUGGCUACCUUGCUGCUGCUGGCUGUGCCACCAACCGCGGUCAAAGCAGCAUGCACUUCGAACCACCCAUCUGUCGGGUUCACGGGCUCGUUCACGCAGUACGCUCACCAGUGGAAAGGCGACUUUGAGAUUGUUGACGACUGCACGUUCCGCGUGACCAACUUCCGCUAUGAUGGCAACGGUCCCGCCGUGUAUUGGACCUCGGCACCGUCCGAAUCAGACCUCCUCGCCCGCCAGAACACAUUUCGCAUCGAGAAGAACGCGCAGGAAAUCCCUGCAGGGAACGGCUUCACCACGCUCACCGUCACCAUCAAGGACUCGCUCACGUGGGACGACAUCCCCGUCGUCUCCGGUUUCUGCGAGCCGUUCAAGGCAAACUUUGGCCACAUCGCCCCGUCCUUCUCCAACUGCAUCACUUUGCAGGAGGACAAGUUGAACCUCCUGUGGGACGUUGACGGCGACACCAUCACGUUUGCACUUGAAGGCGCAAUCUCAGACACGGAAUGGAUGGCGUUUGGCAUUCCUGAGCCAACUGACCGCGUGCUCAUGCCCGGCUCAGAUGUCACCGUUGUCGGCUUUGUUGGCGGCGAACCGUUUGUUGAGGACUACUACCUUACAGGCCGGUUCCAGUGCGACUAUGCGGGCGGCGGGUCUGCGGGCGUGUGCCCCGACCGCCUCCUCGGCGACUCAUCCGAUAACAACGUCAACCUCGUGUACGCCCAACGCGAGAACGGCGUCUCAUUCGUCGCCUGGUCUCGCCAGAUCGACACAGGGGAUACGGACUACGACCACGUGUUCAGCAUGUCUGAGCGCGCGUAUGUGUUCGCAUAUGGGCCACUCGGCGAGGCGUCAACAGCGGAGCUCCCCAUUGUUCUCUAUCACGGCGCCACGCAGCACGCGCCAGACGGCUUCACCAUCAACCUCUCGCAGUCCCAGCAGACAUGCGCGCUCCUUCAAGCGGACAUGGGAUCCGGCAGCUCCUCCGGCGGCGGGUCGUGCGGUGUGACCACAAUUGGCGACGAGACUGAGUUUGUUGUCACCACAGGCACCAACCUCAACUAUCCGAACCCACCCGCAUGGGGCAUCUCCUACUGGAUCAACGGCAUGGAGAGCCCACUGCUGCGUGUGUUCCGUGGUGUUGAGUACACAUUCACCAUCAAAGCCACGAGCCAGCAUCCCUUGUACAUCACCAACGACAUCAUUGGCGGCCGUGCAAACGCAGACAUGGAGACUGUCUACGCCGGCAGUGCGGAUGCGUGGGGCACAGGGGACUCUCCAUACGUCCUUAAGUGGACCCCCGACGACAACACACCAGACACCGUGUACUACCAGUGCUGGAUCCACCAGAAACUCGGCUGGCGCAUCUCUGUUGAGGGAACAGAUGAGCGGCCCAUGGUUGGCGGUGAUGAUGACAAUGGCGAUGAUGACGACGAAAUGGCAACAUCAGCAUGCCCGCGCACGCACGACUUUGUUGGCAGGACGGCUGAGUUCUCUGAGCUGCAGCACAGAUGGCGUGGCCGCGUCACCGUCAUCGACGACUGCUCCUUCAUGGUGGAAGAGUUUCGGUACGAUGGCCUCGCCCCCGCCGUGUACUGGUGGGGAUCGACAGGAAAGUCGCAGUCUGAUCUCCGUCGUGGUUUCCGCCUCAACUCCCAGCGCGUGCAGGGCGCGCCCAAUGGCGGCGUCACGCGCGUCAUCACCCUCGAUGGCGUGACGUGGGACGACGUCAACGUCAUUGCGGGGUGGUGCGAAGCCUUCAAUGCGCUCUUUGGCCUCGUUGAUCUGCGAUCGGCCGAAGACACGGAUCCAGACACAUCCACCGGCGACAACUGUGAUCCCUCACCACGUGAUGAUGCAACAUGCAUGGCACAACUUUCAACCGAUUUCACGCUGCACUGGAAGGUGGUUGCGGAGGACGUGUCGUUUGUCGGCGAGUUCCGCAACAGCGCGGGCUGGGUUGGCCUCGCCAUUCCUGAGGUCCCCGAGUUUAUGCUCGGCGCAGACGCCGUCAUUGCAUCCGACACCAUGAUCCCAAACGCAUAUACCCUCCGCGAGCGGAACAGAGCUGGCAUCGUGCCUGCCCCUGAUCGCAUCUACAACGCGUCGUUCACGCGUGACGGCACCACUGCCAUCCUCGCCUUUUCGCGGCCAAUCAACAACUCCUACUCUGUCGUAGAUCUGAGCAGCGAUGUCAACUUCAUCUGGGCGCGCGGAGAGGACGACACGCUCGCAUACCACGGCGCAGACCGCGGGUUCUUUGCGGUGAACCUUGCCAGCGGCUCCCAGUCCAGCGGUGGCGCAGACUCCCUCACCAACGACCGCUACGUGCAUGGCGUGCUCAUGGGCUUGGGCUGGGCUGUCUUCCUGCCCGCUGGUCCCAUCUUCGCCCGCAUCACAAAGAUCUGCCCCGAGGAGAAGCGGCACGUGUGGUUCCACGCCCACGUCAUGUGCCAGGCAGUUGGCAUGCUGCUUGCCACCGUCGGCUUCUUCUUCGCCCUCAGCAAGUUCUCAGACUCCGGGCGCGGCUCCACCUACCACCACCGCACGCUCGGCAUCGUGGUCAUGAUCCUCGCGUACUGGCAGCUCGUCAACGCCGCUGUUCGCCCAAAGCCCAACGGCGGCACCACCAGGACCGUGUGGGAGACCGUGCACUGGCUCUCUGGCCGUGUCGCUGUUGCUCUUGGCGUCAUCAACGUCCUCGUUGGCAUCGAAGUCCUGCAUGAGGUCACAGGCGACAACCGACGCGUCUGGUUCGUCGGCUUUGCCACGACUUUUGUCAUCGUCACCAUUGUUGCGGAUGGCUUUGCGCGCCGUGUUCUGCACAAACAGAACGCAGAGCGCAAGACAUCCAUCUCGCAGGCGCCAUUCUCCGAAGAGCCCGUGCACCUGGGCCAGUUUGACAACGAGCCGUACAACGCAAAAGUGUCCAACAUUUAA
Salpingoeca rosetta is the source of this 2958-nucleotide messenger RNA. RefSeq lists its product as uncharacterized. The transcript has 11 exons. The coding region runs from base 1 to 2958 and encodes 985 amino acids. NCBI's taxonomy places the organism in Eukaryota, Choanoflagellata, Craspedida, Salpingoecidae. The record is from RefSeq and is a predicted model, not a curated record.